Messenger RNA from Alligator mississippiensis (American alligator), 6136 nucleotides. RefSeq names its product Rho GTPase activating protein 28 (gene ARHGAP28). Gene Ontology annotation, molecular function: GTPase activator activity. Gene Ontology annotation, biological process: signal transduction; regulation of actin filament polymerization; negative regulation of stress fiber assembly. The record is from RefSeq and is a predicted model, not a curated record. The transcript has 16 exons. NCBI's taxonomy places the organism in Eukaryota, Metazoa, Chordata, Crocodylia, Alligatoridae. Bases 403 to 2274 code for a protein of 623 amino acids. Gene Ontology annotation, cellular component: cytoplasm.
CAGGAGGAAGAGCUGUGUCUCAGUUACACAGAUCUCUUGUCAGCAAACAGUAGUUAGAGGCUCUUACCGAGCCAAGCCAUGCAUUUGCUGUUGUGACAGGAUCAUUUGAUCUAAUAAAUGAGUAAAUGCUGGUAGUUGUCUUUGUCACCAGGCAGUAGGAGAGACAUGUGCCUAUGAUAAUGGAGAUAAAGGACUCGGGCAGCGUGGUUCUGACAGCCUACCAUUCUUAUACUCCUUCUAGGAUACCAAUAAUGGAACAAACCUUUGUGCCAGAGAUUUCCUCCAGCCACUCUCCUAUCAGCAGGUUCAUUGACACUGAUACUGAGCUACAAUCAAGCUGAAGAUGACACUAAAUAUGGUGUAUAUAUAAAAUCCCUCCCACGAUGUCAAAGAAUUAACAGGAUGCUUUCCAAUGAGUCUUUACAUCCACCUGUGUUCAGCCGGUCCAAUUCACAGGCCUCCAUGGAUAGCACUUCAAUGGAGGAUUUCUGGUGUGAAGUGGAAAGUAUCAAAGAGAGCAGUGAAAAUGGACAAGAAGAACAAACAUUGUUAGAAGUCAAACCUGCUGAUGAGGGGGAGCUUGAAGCUGAAUGGCUGCAAGAAGUGGGUUUAUCUACCUUGAUCUCGGGAGCUGAAGAGGAGGAUGGACAAGCCUUGUUAUCUACACUGACCCGAACUCAAGCAGCUGCUGUACAAAAGAGAUACAACACCUACACCCAGACAAUGAGGAAGAAAAAUAAGCACACAGUCAGAGAUGUGCGAGACAUCUUUGGAGUCAGUGACUCUUCUAAGCCCACAUUUGAGACAGCUCCAGUGUCACCAGUUCCUUCUAAUGGUCUCCAGCUUCCCGGCCAAAAGCCAGCUUGGAAAUCAGUUAGCUCUAAUAGCUGUCUAGACUGUGGACUAGAUAAAGACAGGCCAUCAGUAACAGAAGAGCUAUUCCAUGAAGUUUCUUUCUCAGAAUCCAUUACAGUGCUUCCAAAAAGGAGAGAAUGGCCAAACAACCAACGAUUCAAAAAGGAUGAUUCUGCUUUGCCUAAAUUUAUUGUUCGGAAAAGCCGGUUUGGACUGACAGAGACUGGUGAUCUGUCUCUUGAAGACAUGAAGAAAAUUCGCUAUCUUUCUUUGAUUGAGCUGACAGCCUUCUACGAUGCACUGGGAAUAGAACUGAAAAGGAACAGAACAGAAAGAGUCAAAGGACGAGAAAAUGGCCUUUUUGGAGUCCCUCUCACAAUACUACUAGAAAAUGAUCAAAAGAAAGUUCCUGGAAUAAAAGUUCCUCUCAUCUUUCAAAAAUUGCUGCUCAAGCUUGAGGAAACAGGCUUAGAAACAGAAGGAAUUCUUCGAGUACCUGGAUCUGCUUCAAGAGUUAAGAAUCUCCACCAAGAACUUGAAACAAAAUUUUAUGAAGACUUGUUUGACUGGGAUCAAGUACGAAACAAUGAUGCAGCAGGACUGUUAAAGAUGUUUAUAAGAGAACUCCCAAGUCCUCUAUUCACUGUAGAAUACCUGCCUGCCUUCAUCAUGUUAGUGGAAAGAAUCUCCAAGAUCAAAUUACAGUUACAAGCUUUACAUCUGUUGAUCUUGUUGCUGCCUGAUGCCAGCAGGGACACAGCCAAGGCCUUUCUGCAGUUCCUGAAGAAGGUCGUUGCUAAUGAAGGGAAAAACAAAAUGAAUUUAUGGAAUGUUUCCAUGAUCGUUGCACCAAACCUCUUCAUCUGCAAAGGCAAACGGGCAAACCAAGAAGAGAUGCAAGCAGCAGCCACCACAGCACACAUAGUCAGACUUUUAAUUAGGUACCAGGACAUCUUGUGGACAGUCCCAUCUUUCCUGAUUUCUCAGGUAAGAAAGAUGAAUGAGGCUGCAAUGAACAACAGCAAGAGGCAGCUGAUGUUUGACAAGGGAGUGAGAAAACUUCUAAGGAGGAAGACGAUUGAGCGAGAGAGGCCCGAAAGAUCAGAGGGAAUUGUCACUUUGCCACCAUGUCUGCAGUCAGAUAUACCUGAGGGAGUGAUAAGAGUUUAUGCUCCACUUCAUUCAAAAGUUUCUAUGGCAAUUCAACUGAACAGUCAAACCAAAGCCAAAGACAUUCUGGCUCGAUUUCACUGUGAAAACAGCUGUGGAUCCUCAGAAAACAUGAAAGGGCAGAGCCAAAGUUUAUAUGAAAUUGGAGGAAAUAUAGGUCAGCACUGUUUGGAUCCAGAUGCAUAUAUGUUAGAUGUGUACCGUGCAAAUCCUCAAGCAGAAUGGCUGAUAAAACCAAAGACAAGUUGAAGCUUGCAAUGACAAAGAACAAUGAUUUGGAAAAGGCCAAAGGGAUGGCAGUGAUACCUUCUAUCUCAAGACCUUGCCACAUGAAACCAAAGCACUAAUUACUAUCCUUCCUAACAUGCUUCACAAGUGAUCUAUUCCAUAAACUAAAUAUGACAUGAGAACUGUUACUCCAAUGAAUAGAAAGCUAUACAAUGUCAUGCAGUGGUUAUACUUUUACAUGGAUUACACUGUGCCAGUUGUUCACUGGAUGUGAAGGAGGAAGGGCAGCGGUACUUAGAAAACAACCUGCGGAAUAUAAUAGAGUUUUCAUUUAACUUGAUUGUGAAAACACACAUUUCUAAAGACAGUCUAGAAUGCAGAGAACACUACCAACUACAAGAUAAUGCAGAGUAAUCACAGUGGUCUAUAAAACAGGGGAAAAUUGGACUUGGUCUUGAACUUGGACUAGGGGAGCUGGAGUAACAGCAGUGCCAAAAUGUGGGUGAAAUCAGUCCCUUCUAUGAAGAGUAAAACUAUUCAUAAGUAAAAUGUACAUUAUUCCUAUAUUUAUGCAUCUGACUCACUCCUCAUUUGUGGCUAAUAUUGAGGAGAAAGAAUUACUGUGUAAAAACAAAUGUACUGUUCAUGUAUGUUGUACUGUAAAUAUUACUGUCAAAUUUCUGAUAUUCCAUGCUAUAUGUCUCUUUCUAUUUCUGACCAUGUAUCUGUAGCAUCACGGCUUCAAACUUGGAACAAUUCCUUUUCCCUCCUUCCCCAUAUGCAUACACACAAGUGACAGGAGAUGGAAGGCAGAUGCCUGGCAGAAAAAUGAAUGACUUGGAUCCUUCAUAUUCUUCCCACCUCCUUUUCACUUAAUAAUUUUGGGUUUAAAAUAUUUCCUGCAUAAUGUCUUAAUAUAUGUGACAAACAUUGUAAUGGUGCCAGUUUACAGACAACUCCCUUUAAAAGCUGUAGGUUCUUAAGUGCUUAGGCUAUUUGCUUUUCCUUUAUCUAUUUUAGUUUAAUAUGUUUUUGAACUAUUCAGCAGUGGGGAGGGGGAGGGGGCUUUGUCUGGACCUGUGUAAUGGCAAGUGUUAAGGUUUCCCUCAUCACAGAUGUGGAGGACAGCACAUUUCUGAUGAGAGGUGGGCUUUAAUAUUGUUUAACAUUUAAAUAGUCUAAAGGCCACAAGCCAGUUGAGCCCUAUUAUGAUCCCUGUCAUGAAUUGCAUAGAAUCUAAGAAAUGAGAUUUAACAGGUAGACCAGAUAAAUAUAUGGGUAAGUGUGGUGUUGGGAACACAAAGUAAUAAAUAUAAUAUGUUAUCUCCAAUUCUUAGCCAGUCAAGCUGUGAUCACCUCUCCAUCUGAACAGCUGUUAUAUGAGUCUCUACUUUACUAUAUGCAUAGAUGUGUAGGCUCACACAUUUGCUAAUUUGAGAACCAUUCAUUCUCUAGAAAACACGAGGUUGCAAAAUUGGAAAUUGGAAAUCUUUCAAAUGUAAUAGAGGGAGGCUUCUGACAUUGGAAUAUUUACUACAUACUCAGUUCAUUGGGAAUAAACAUGUUGAUGGUUUUUCCUCAGGAUUUGGGUGCAGACAGAUGGAGAUAAAAAAAUCCUUUAUUUGUGAGAUAUCAACAGGCAACUAUUCUGAACUGUGUCCUAGAAGUGAAUGUAAAGUCCUUUAGCGGGUGGUAAAGCCCGGAAUGAUUUUAUGCAUCAGGGUGAUAAUAUUUAUAUGUUUAAAGCCGCAAAAUUUUGAAUUAGUAAAUAUUAUGCCUUAGAAGACACCCAUGCAGCUUCACUGUAUUUAGUAUGAAAAGCUAGUCCUUGGAAAAAAAAAUAUUUCCCAUGAUAACAUGGGCUAUAAAUGGCAGAAUCUGGCUUAUUUUCGUUAAAAACAAUGGUAGGAUACAUUUUAGAAACAAUACUUAGUAACUAACAAACACAGCGCAGUUUUAAUUUUUUUUUAUACUGAGUACUAGGAUACAAUACUAACAUCUAGUUACAGUGAUUUCAACACAGGUGCAUUUAGCUUUUUUUUUAAAACCAAAACAAUACUUGUUAUCACAAGUAUUAAUUUAAGCAUAUUAGAUUUAGUCCAGUGGCUUGUUCCCAGGACUAAAAGUCAGGGGUCUACCUGGGUUCUGUUUCUGUCUUACAUAGGUUCUUUCUGUGCUUGUGGACAAGUAAGGCAAGCCUUUCUGCCUCUAUUUUAUUAUCUGUAAAAUCUGGCUAAUAUUUCUUUUAGGAAUAUCAUAAGAAUUAGAGGUAAAGUCUAAUCUCAGAUACACGUAUACAACUCCCAGUCAGCCUGGCAGGCAGAGUAAACAUCUGUCUUGCAGGGGUAUAUGAUCCAUAUAGGGAUUUUAUGUAGAAAGUGCUUUGAGGAUGACCAGCAUUAUGUGAAUGCUAAGUAUUAUUGUAUUUAUUACUUUUAAAGAUUUUUAUGAUUUUCCAGAAAACAGGCGCAUGCAUCUGUUAAGUAACUUAACAUUUGUAUAAACCAAGUAUUUCCAAACUUCUCCUACUUCCCCACAUGCCUAAACACGUGGCAUUAUAACUGCAUUAGGAAUAGAUCAGACUACCUGUGAGCUCAUAUAAUAACUUACUGCGUAUGUUUUGCACUCUUAAAUGAGGAUUUCACCAGAAAUUGUUCUUAAAAUAAAUCUCACUAUAUUUUGUUCAAGAAAAGAAACUGCUUAAAAUAUCUUGGACUCUUCCCACUUUCUAACAGAACAAAGAAAAGCCAUAUUUAAAUUAAGGAAAUCUAUCCUGUGGUAUCUACAUUAUUAUUUUUUUAAAAGAAGUUGUCUGUAAUCUGAAUAGCAUGUAAGUAGAAGCAAAUGGAAUAGAUUACAGAAAAAAGUGCUAGCAUAAGGCCAAAUUUCCACUGACCCUGAAAUGAAAUAAUAAAAUUCCUAUUGGCAAGUAUCUGACCAAAAUUUUCAAACUUAAGACACUUAAGAUACUUACUUUAAGCCUCCAUGUCUGAAAAUAUAGGUCUACAUUUCUUAAUUUCUGCUUCCAUAAGCAGCAGUUGCAAUCAAAGUUUUUAAAAAUGUAUUGUGUUCAGUAACAAAAUUGUGUAGUGAAAUAUUAAUGAGGAAGAGAUAGAGUUUAGCAAGAAAACCUUAUCCUGGAAGCUCCCAGUAUGCAUCUAGUGUUUACAUACGCCAGGGUUCUGUAAAAUGAUCAUUUUGUACAUCAACACAUAUCUUUAGAACACAUUGUAAGAAGUAGAUAUUGUGAACAUACUGGAAUGGUUCAUCUAAGUCGUUUUCAUAUUGCUAAUGUCUUUAUAAUGUAUAUAUACAAGGUAAACUACCUCAGUCUGCAUUUGCUACGGACAAAAAUCAUUCUGCUUAAAAGCUUUUUAUUCCAUAGCUUCUCUAUUAGUAGCCCUAUUGUUCAGCCUUUCAUGUUGCUGGGUAAAGUGUCUCAUUUCAGCAGUCAAGAUCUGGAAACUAGCCAAAGCUUUAGAAAUCAAAAGGCAGAUUUCAUAUUACGAAAGAAAUCUCAUACAAGACAUAUUACCUUAGCCAUUGCUCUCUCUUUUUUCUAUGAAUGCUCAAAACCACCAGGUGUGUAUCCCGUGUGGUUCAAUGUUGCAGGGGAAACAUAUUAGCUUUUCAAAUUUUAACUUUUUUCAGAUGUUUCUCAUUAGUUUUCCAUAAUGUGUCACUACCUUAAAAAAUAAUACAAUGCCACUAGCUGCAGCAAAAUGUUUGUAUAAGUCCUUUACCCCUCCUCAUCAUAAUGUUUAGUGUUUUGUUACAGUAAGUCCACCCUCGAUAUAGUAAUAGUGUUUGUAAAGUGAAAUGUAUACACUAUUUUAUCCAGGUCAAAAAUAAAAAAUAUAUCAAACUAAAUUUCUUACAUAAA